AUGGAUGCCGUAACACUCAAUGUUAGACUCAAAAGAGCGAUUGAGGUCCGCCCUGGCUCUUAUUUUUACAUAUAUCUUCCGUCAAGAUGGGCAAAAUAUAAUUUUCUUCACAGUGUCACGGCAAUGGUGUAUUGGUAUCCGCCUGAAGAUGGCCCAGAAGCAGUAAGGGAAGUUACAUUUUUGCUCUCUCGUGCCAGCUAUAAUGCAAGUUUCCAAGAAGGGCAAUUCAUAUUUCUCGAUGGGCCAUACGGUCAAGAUCCGCAGUUACAUAAAUACCAAAAUGUCGUACUUGCCGCUAAAGGAAUUGGAAUAGCUGCAAUCCUACCCUUAGCUUUGGAUAUAGGUGCCCGACGACGCCGCGACGAUAUCAAUCGAGCUGAGCUGCAGAAAAUUAGCUAUAAGCUCAAAGAGGUAAUAGAACAGAAGGGUAAGUCGUCAGGUAACGAGCUUGCCUCUAUUCUUCAGAAAGAGAAACUUUUAAAGAAACAAAAAGACGAAUAUGAGAAAAAGAAAUUAUACCGCGACACCGUCAAGAAUGUCGAUUUAUUCUGGUCUCUUGAAGAUAACUCUCAAAUGAUAUGGGCGCAAAAUGAAAUCCGAGCUCUUCAAAAGCUCGACCCGCAUCAUAAAUUGUUUGUUGCUUGGUGUGGUUUUCCGAAGCCCCAAAGCGGCUAUUUACCAUUUAAAGAUGAUGGUUAUUGGAAAUGCAUCUAUUCGGUAUCCUCUCAAACCUUUGAUAAGCUAUUAGUACAUAAAAUCCAAGAACAACGACUACGCCGGCCAGGGAAUCUCGCUGUGAUAGCCUGUGGAGAUGUUCCUUUUAUGGCCAACGUCCGAAAUGGGGUCAUUGAAAGCAUAGACGACAAGAACAUUGAGUACAAAGAGACAGAAUUCCAGCCAAUAUCUUUCGGCCACAACAAGCUGAAAGGACCAAGUGCUGGAACUCUGCUGCGUGCAAGAACAACAAGCACAAAACGUAACACAAUGAGCGAGGAUGAUGCUUCACUUCUCCGAAAUUCCAAAGACAUAGAGAAGGAACAACAAGAUCUACAGAGUAUUCCCGUAUAA
Messenger RNA from Trichoderma asperellum CBS 433.97, 1068 nucleotides. The record is from RefSeq and is a predicted model, not a curated record. Lineage: Eukaryota; Fungi; Ascomycota; Sordariomycetes; Hypocreales; Hypocreaceae.